AAUUGGUCAUAUGAACUUGAAAUGUUAAAUUUCUCAUACUAGCACAGUAGCAUUCUGCGUCGAAAAGAUGAAUUCAAAUUUUCCAUGUUUCAAGAUUUAUAUGCCCGCCCAAAAACAUUCCUAAAUUCAAACUCUUUCAAUUCUUCUAUUAUCUCUCUCUCUCUCUUCUUCUUUUUCACGUCUUCAAUAAAACCCUAGAUAAACCUUUACUUAAAUUCAAAAAAAUUCCAAUUCCAUCCCGUCUCUGCUAAUGGCCAACUCCGAUUCUACUCUAUCUGUCCCUGUUUCUGCUCCACUCGCACCCAAGAGAGAAAAUAUUACUCCGGUUGGCUCUAAAAUCCAAGAGUUGAAUGAAUCGAGGACAGAGUUGAUUAAUAGAAUUCAAGGGCUCAAACAGGAUUUGCAAAACUGGAGAUCCAAAUUAGACACUCAAGUCAAGAUCUACCGCGAUGAGCUGUCCGAAUUGAAGAAAUCACUUAGUGUUGAAGUUGAGCAACUUCGAUCAGAAUUUCAAGACUUGAGGAGCACUCUCCAGCAACAACAAGAUGAUGUUACUGCUAGUCUCAGAAAUUUGGGGCUGCAGGAUGCUUCAGGAGAUGCCAAAGAGGUCCAAGACCCCAAGGUCGAUGAAAAAGACCGGGAAGUCAAUCCUCCCCAUGUGAAGGAUGAAGACUAAACUGGCAUCAAUUUUAAGUUAAUUUCUUUUAGUCUGUGCUCUCAGAGGAAAUUUGGUGUUCCUCUGUCUAUCCAAAUCAUGAUCCUUGUAUGUGUCCAUGUGUUAUUGCCAUGUUGUCUAGAUAGAACUCUCAUUUGAAUCAAUUGAGACAUGGACUUGUGAUCUGCUUAGGUUUAUGUUCAAGCAAAUGUGCUUUUACAAUCAUCUCAA
Messenger RNA from Mangifera indica (mango), 886 nucleotides. RefSeq lists its product as uncharacterized. The transcript is spliced from 7 exons. NCBI's taxonomy places the organism in Eukaryota, Viridiplantae, Streptophyta, Magnoliopsida, Sapindales, Anacardiaceae. The record is from RefSeq and is a predicted model, not a curated record. The coding region runs from base 251 to 676 and encodes 141 amino acids.